GGGAGACAGCAGGAGGGAGCUAUGGUCGUGUGGAGACAGCGAUGUUUCUUGAUGUUUGGCUUAGUGUCUGGUGGUAGCUCAACUGGGAACCAGCCGUCCGCGUUUCGGGGCAUAGCCCCGAAGAUAUAUCGACCGAGGCAUCAUCAUCAGCCCCCAGAGCAUGUCGUUGGUGGCAUCAGGGGCGGCGGAACCUCACGGGUAGAGGAGAGCACGGCGACGGCCGGGGUAGGCAUUGUCAAAGACUCCUGUUCUCCUGGUGCCAAUACAGAUCUGCGGUCGAGAGAAGCAGAGGCGGAGCCUUCUCAGCGGGUGCUCAUCCUCGACGUUGACGGCACGCUGUACGGCCAAAGCAGCGGGGUCGAGCAGCAGAUCGUUGACGGGAUUCACAGGUACUUCGCUGGAGAGCUCGGGCUCACCCCGGAGGAGUGCAACGACAUCCACCGGAGACACGGCUCGACGGUGUGGGGUCUGCAGCAAGAGGGGCGGCUCACGCAACAUCAGGUGGAACGGUACUACCAAGAGGUGUUCUCGUCGGUCAGCGUCCGGGGCCUGAACGCCGGGGAUAGCGGCGACGGGGAUGCCACGGGCUACCAGCACCGCGCCAACGCCCGGCAGAUAGUCUGCUCGCACCGCGGACCCGUGUUCGUCGCGUCCAACUCGCCCCUUCCCCAUGUGCGCCGCGUCCUUGAGGGAGUAGGUCUCGGCAAUGUUCGCUUUGCGGGUUUUCUCACACCGGACACAAGGGGAUGGUUGACCAAGUCCUCCCCGGAGUUCUACGACCCGAUCCUGGAGCACGCUAGUGUCAAGGAAGGGGGUACGGCACGGCAAGACAUCUGGCUGCUCGACGACAGCGCUGUCAAUCUCGAGGUCAGCGACGGGCUAUCGACGGGCUAUCGUUUGGGACCGGCGCGGGGCGGGGGGGUGGAGAUAGAUGGAAGUCACGUGCUUCUUUUCAAGCACCCCAACCCCCCCUCAAUCCACCCACCUGCGCCCCUAAACUUCAUGCCCCAAUUGAUCUGUAAGAUCGCAUCUCGACUCGGGUUUGGCACGUUGCUUGUCAAUGGCGACGCUAGGAGCGGGGGGCAGGGUACUGGUGACGGCGCCCUGUCGCUGGAGCGUGCUCUGGCUUGUUUUGUCGGAGCUAUUCCGCACCCGAGAGACUGGCAGUUCUCCGAUUCGAAGUACCUCCGGAGCAAGAACGCCGUGGACAGGGUAUCCAGAAGCAAGGAAGUCUGGGCCCGGCUGGAAGAAGAGGUUCUCGCGCUGGGUCUCGCGGAGGGAGACACGCUGCGCGUGGCCGACCUCGGGUGCGGCCUGCUUCCCCUCCUGGGGGACUUCCGGUCCCUCGCCAGGGCGUGCGGGGUCCGGAGGCUAGAGUAUUGCGGGCUGGAGAAGGAGGAGAGCGUCGCCAAGGAGGCGUGUGAGGUGAGACAGGGGACAGGGGACACGGGGUACAGAAGAUCAAAAGAGCAUCGCGAAGGAGUGGUUCGAGGUGAAGAAGACACAGGGGUUCAGGGCCCUGGCCGCCUCGGCCCGGUGCGAGAAAAGAAGUGGUGCCGUGUUCGCUCCCUCUGA
Molecule: messenger RNA, 1575 nt
Organism: Ectocarpus sp. CCAP 1310/34
Lineage: Eukaryota; Phaeophyceae; Ectocarpales; Ectocarpaceae
Source: the annotation of a GenBank genome assembly